AUGAAACACUUCGAGGUGCAAGCUAUUAUAGGGCCACAACAAUCAAUUCAAGCUUCAUUCGUGAUUGAUCUUGGAGAAAAAUCUCAAGUGCCAGUUCUGUCUUUCUCUGCAACAAGUCCCUUUCUUUCUCCUCUUAAAAGUCCUUAUUUUGUAAGGACAACUAUUGAUGAUUCAACUCAAGUCAAAGCCAUUGCUGCCAUUAUCCAAAACUUUGAAUGGAAGGAAGUGGUUCUGAUAUAUGAAGAUACCGACUAUGGAAAUGGGGUUAUACCCUAUUUCAUUGAUGCCUUCCAGGAGAUUGACAUCCGUGUGCCAUAUAGAAGUGCCAUUCCUUUGGAUGCAACUGAUGAUCAAAUUUUAGAAGUUCUUCAUAAUUUGACAACCAUGCAAACUAGGGUUUUCAUUGUCCACAUGUCUUCUUCUUUAGGAUCUCGACUUUUUAUUAAUGCAGAAAAUGCAAGAAUGAUGAGUCAAGGUUUUGCUUGGAUUGUCACUGAUGGGUUAUCAAGUUUAUUGGCUCCCAUAGACUCCAAUGCUGUUGAUUCAAUGGAAGGAGUAUUGGGUGUAAGACCAUACAUACCAAAGUCAAAAGAGCUUGAAGAAUUUAAAGUCAAAUGGAAAAGAAGGUUCUACUCAAACAAAUCAUAUAGUGAAAUAUCUGAUCCAACUCUCUAUGGGAUAUGGGCAUAUGAUACAGUUUGGGCACUAGCUAUGGCAGUAGAGCAAGUUGGAACCUUGAAUCCUCAGUUCUUGAGUGGGAACACCACCAACAAUUUAACUGACAUAUCAAGCCUUGGAUACUCGCCAAUUGGUCCCCAACUUCUCCAUUCUAUCUUGAGCACCAGAUUUAAAGGCCUGAGUGGUGAUUUCCGUUUGGUUAAUGGACAGUUGGAAUCUUCUACUUUUCAAAUAUUCAAUGUGAUUAGGGAAGGGGAAAGAGUGAUUGGAUAUUGGACACCAACAAGAGGCAUUUCAAGGCAGUUAAACCCAACAAAUAAGUUCACAAAUUUGAAUUCUAUGAGUAGUCUCAAAUCUAUUUUAUGGCCAGGGGACUCAGCAAUUAUCCCAAUGGGUUGGGAUGUACUGAUAAAUGGUAAAGAGAUCUUACAAAUUUUGGUUCCAAGUAAAGAUGGUUUCAAACAAUUUGUGGACGUUGAAAGAGACCCCUUCACUAAAAAGAUAAUUCAUAUCACAGCGUUCUCUCUUGGCGACUAUAAUUUGCUUAUUGAUGAAGUUUACAAUAAGAGAUUCAAUGCAGCAGUGGGGGAUGUAUCAAUUUUGGCGAAUCGAUCUAAUUAUGUAGAUUUCACAAUGCCUUAUACAGAAUCUGGGGUGACAAUGGUGGUGCCAAUGAAAGAUAAUUUGGAGAAAGAAUUCUGGAUGUUCGUAAAGCCUUUAAGCCCAGGUCUUUGGCUGGUGACUAGUGCAGGUUUCAUCUACAUAGGGGUCGUCGUGUGGAUUCUUGAACAACCUACAAAUACCGAGCUUGGGGCCUCACUUCGAGAACGACUUGAAACAAGCCUUUGGUACUCCUUUUUAACUCUCAUAUUUGCCCAACGAGAAAGGAUUGAGAAUAACUUAACAAGAGUUGUAUUGAUCACAUGGGUGUUCUUCAUACUCAUCUUAACACAGAGUUACACAGCAAGCCUGUCAUCGACCUUAACAACACGACAGUUGCAGCCAACAAUCACAGAUGUUAGUGACAUAAAGAAUAAUGGAUAUUAUGUGGGAUACCAAGGUGGUUCAUUUGUAAGAGAUUUCCUGAGAGACCAUUUGCAUUUGGAUGAAUCCAAGUUCAGGAAUUAUAGCACUCCGGAGGAAUUUCAUUAUGCUUUAUCUAAUGGAACUGAUCGUGGAGGAGUUGCUGCCAUUUUGGUUGAAAUUCCUUUUGUCCAAGUCUUUCUCAAUAUGUACUGUAAUAAAUACACCACGGCUGGACGCACCUACGCAUCUGAAGGAUUUGGCUUUAUCUUCCCUAAAGGCUCUCCUUUAGUCUCUUAUGUGUCUAGGGAAAUUUUAAAUAUCACUGAUGAUGGGACAUUGAACGAAAUUAAGAAAAAGUGGUUAGGAGAUCACACAAAAUGCAACAUUGCAGAUGCUUCUUCAACAUCCACCAACCAGCUCACUUUGCGAAGCUUUGGAGGCCUCUUCCUCAUCAUAGGAGUCGUUUCAGGCCUUUCACUAUUAAUCCACUUGUUCCUGUUUGUGUAUGGCAGUUGGCAUGUACAAAGCACUAGGAUGCCUCUAAGCUUAUCUUGGAAAAAUUCUAAACAUGCCAUGAAAAGUCAACCUAAAGCAGGUGAGGACAUAGAACAAGGCACUGUUGAUGAAGAAGUUGGAGCCACAGAACUUCAAACAAUGAGUGCCGAGCACAAGGAAGAACCCACUGUUGAAGGGGGCAUUGUUGAAGGAGGCAUUGUUAAAGAAGAAGAAAUUGUUUCGGGUUUACGGGAUUCAAGGUGCGGUAAGACACUAUGGUACAUCCGGUCAUCUGGUCUUUACAGGAAAAAUAUCAACAGGAUUGUGUUUCCGAAUACUUUCCAUUAA
Messenger RNA from Macadamia integrifolia, 2547 nucleotides. Its product is annotated as glutamate receptor 2.8-like. Gene Ontology annotation, cellular component: plasma membrane. Gene Ontology annotation, molecular function: ligand-gated monoatomic ion channel activity; G protein-coupled receptor activity. Bases 1 to 2547 code for a protein of 848 amino acids. The transcript has 6 exons. Lineage: Eukaryota; Viridiplantae; Streptophyta; Magnoliopsida; Proteales; Proteaceae. The record is from RefSeq and is a predicted model, not a curated record. Gene Ontology annotation, biological process: G protein-coupled receptor signaling pathway.